CUCGGCUGACGACUGCCAUUGUUCGAUGGCUGGCGGCGUGGUUGCAUUGAAUGGUGGUCCCAACUCUGACAACUUGACGCAUUCGGCCUUUCGUAAGGUGAAUGCCGAGCAGGCAUGGAAAGACUGGCCGCCUCGGCCUGCCAGACAUGCCGCUCGCAGAAGCUCAAGUGUUCUCGCUCUCUCGGCAAGUGCCAUCGAUGUGUUCGAUUGGGGAGAGAUUGCGUCUACCUGCUACCGCCAGAUCGCAAGGAGAUAGGCCUCCGACGAGCGAUCAAAUCGAGGGCUCAAAAACGUGCGCUCGCCAGUGUCACAUCUGUCGAUGACACCCUUCCUCCACAAUCGGGCGCCGAGCGAACAGCAUCCUCGGACAAUGAUGUUUCGUACGAGAUCAACGAACGCGACGUCGCCGUCUCAAUACCCGACCUGUCUACCCAACAAGCCUUGAUCGACAUCUAUUUCUCCCGUACCUUCAACGCAUCAGUAACCUUCCACCAGCCUACCGUCCUACGACAGUGGAGAGCUUCGCAGCUUCCCCAGAUCCACCUGCUUUCAAUGUGCGCCAUGGCAGCAAGUUUAUUGGCCCCAGGCUGUGUUAUCCAAGGCCGCGAGCAGCUACUCGGUCGGCUAGAAGACGCACAAAAGCAUGCACGGCAGUGGGCGCUUUGGGUCGGCAAUCAAGUCUUGCAGCUGGUGCAACAGCCAAACCUCGUUGUCGUCCAAGCGUGCAUCGUAGUCGCAACCUAUUGGAUCUCGCAAGGCGAUGCAAAUCGCCACUCUCUCUUCUCAGCCAUUGCAACGCGCACGACACGCAACAUGUUGCUGGCCAUGGUCAGAGGAGACAUGCGGUCCAACACGUCGGCCACGUAUGCUGAAACAAUGCGUCGCUGCUUCUGGGCAGCGUGGACUAUGAAUUGCGUUGUUGCGGACCAUUACAUAGUCGGCACGGCGAUUGACCCGGUAGCCCUGAGUACCCCCCUCCCCAUCUCAGAAGGCAGUUUCCGCAGUGAAACUCCGCAAAAUCAGGGAACGUUAGCGAGCCCCCAUCGUGUGAAUAGCCAUGACAGUGCGCCUCUGUCGAUCGCAGCCGAAACCAUCAAGUUAGUUGCAAUAUGGUCCAGAGUGCAGGACUUUGUGCAAACAAAAGGGGCAAGCCCUGCGCAGAAAAUAGUCUCCGAUCUCCUCUCACUCGACCAAGAGCUGAACGCCUGGACCUCCAGCCUUCCGUCGGCAUUCGACUACAACAAAAGGAACCUCUUCGAGUACCUCGUGGUCAAAGGGCAGUUUGGCUACGUGAGCGCGCACGCCCUCUUGCAUCAAUGCCAUCUGGUACUCCACGCAUCCAUCGUCCCGCGCUUCGGCGGCCGAAUACCGCGCGAUGCGUUUUCCAUCGAUGUGGUGCGCAGCAGUGCGAGGAGUGUGUUUGAGAGUGCAAAGCAGCUGUCCAUUAUUGCGAACGACCUUGCAGCCUUGGAAUGGGAGCCUGCCUCGCUAUCGCCCUUCUUCGGCUGGGCCAUGUAUGCUUCGGCGGCUAUCCAUCUCCUGACUCCCGCCCAGCCGGACGCGCUUUCGGCGGCUACUUCUAGUUUGAGGGUCCUCAAGGGCAUGAAGCCGUACUGGCAGCACUUGAACGUAUUGUGGGACCGCAUCCAACAACUCCUCCCUCCUUCUGCAGAUGCAGGCGCACGUUCAGAAUUGCUGUCCAUGUUCCAGGGCCCGUCGGCGGCCCCGUCUGCGCGCGGGUCAAUGCGACAAGACCCUUCUGUGCCAUCUGACAGCUUCGACCAGAACCUGCUCGAAUCGGGGCCGGAAUCUUUGGUCCCAUACGCCAUCGGCCGACGGGCAGUAAGCCCUGCUGCAAUCAAAGCCACGCAGCCGAGCGUACUCACUCCGCAGAUCACACCAACGUCAGAGCCGGUCGUGCAUCCUACCGACGCCGUUCAUCCGCACGCGGAAACACUUCAGAAGACCCAAGAUACGCAAUCGUGGACAUCCCAGGCACAUCCAUCUGCACUCACUCUCCAGGGCGAGCAAGACACAAUCGCUUGCAAUGACCUGUCAAUUACGGCAGCCAGCAUGCCCUUCAUGGACGAAGAAUUGCUCUGGGAAACGGGACUCGGUGGCUUCUCGUUCGACGGCUGGCUUAAUCCGUCGCUGGACUGGACCGAUCUUGAGCUGUGGAGCGAGACGAGUAAAGGCUAUUAGAAGCUUAUAGUAGAAUGUCUUACCUAACAUUAUAGAGAGCCAUCCUAAUUAGCUUCGAUUGGAUCUUGGAAGACUGGCGCUACUCCGACUUACCGUUCUCUAGAACGAUGUAAAAGCUAGGCAAGGUAGUAUGGGCUGGCUCCGGUAGAUUGGGCAGCCCAUGAGCGAGAAUGUGUGUUCUAUGCGUAGAGCUUAGGCAAUUGACGG
Neohortaea acidophila is the source of this 2409-nucleotide messenger RNA. RefSeq lists its product as uncharacterized. Gene Ontology annotation, biological process: regulation of DNA-templated transcription; DNA-templated transcription. The transcript is spliced from 6 exons. Bases 115 to 2202 code for a protein of 695 amino acids. NCBI's taxonomy places the organism in Eukaryota, Fungi, Ascomycota, Dothideomycetes, Mycosphaerellales, Teratosphaeriaceae. Gene Ontology annotation, cellular component: nucleus. The record is from RefSeq and is a predicted model, not a curated record. Gene Ontology annotation, molecular function: DNA binding; DNA-binding transcription factor activity, RNA polymerase II-specific; zinc ion binding.